GCAUGGAGAAGGAUGGACGCUUUCCACCCGGGCCCCAACUAUUGGGCCAGCAGGAAGUAGAGAGAUCCAGCUGUGGUCCACAGCCCUUGGAGUCUUGGCUUGGGGCUGCUCUGUGGGGGCACAGAACGGGGCCCAGGGAAGCCUUGCAGCCCCUGGGCCCCAAGCAGCAGCGCCUAGAGGCCUGGGCGGCAGGAAAGGGAAAGGUGACGUCAUUGCCGCCUGGAAUCUGCUGUUUGGAGGCGUCGCCAUGGAGACCGGAAGGCUCAGGGAUCCAUAGGAGGACCUCCUCUAGCCUCUCUAGACUGUUCUGUUGUUCAUACGCACUCGGCAGAGAUGAAGAACUCAGCCUGCCUCACACAAUAAGGGUCUUUUCUGGGAGACUGGACUGCAGAAGCCGAGGUCUGUGCCUUGCAUUGUCUCUGAUGCUCAGAGUGCCUCCUCCAGUGGGUAAAGCCAGGAGUGAUGGGCAUGUUUGUGCAAACACAUGUUUACAGGUAAUUCUCCUUUCCCAUCAGUCCCAGGCCCCAGCUGACACUUGUCCAGGAAGAUCAGCAAGUGUGCACAUAUGGAAGGGAUGCCAGCAUUUGACCAGCUGUCUAAGCACACCAGUAUGGCAAGGUCCAGGCGGUGAGCUUGGUGGGCCUGGUGAAGUUGGGUCCCUGCUACUGCCUGCAUGCUGAAGGUUCUCUAGGCAGGCACCAAGCCUCCAAUUCUUCAGCCGACAUGACUGUGCCUAAGGCCUAGAUGCUCCAUUUACCCUCAUGGAGGCCUGGCCCAUCGCAUGGCCAGGACAGCUGUGGGAGGGGUUGAAGGAAGAAAGCCAGCAGGUGGAAAAACCUCCAUUGAGCUCGGGGAGCCCAUGGAGCCUUGCUAGCUCUAUCUGUCACAGCUGCCCUGACCCUGUGGAUCCGGCUGCUUCAGAAACCCAGUCCUCUUGAAUGGAGGGGAAACCUCUGAGUUUGUUGAGUUUGGAAGCCAGAGAAGCCAGCCUGAGACCCUUCUUGUUUUCUAGGGCUCUUUACUCCUUCCUAUAUGCCCUUUAGUGACAAGUACCUUUAUGUUGUACCUGGCCAUGGCUGCUUCGCUGGGUUCUGUACCUAGGAGUCAAUGCUAGUCCCUGUUUGGGUCUUGAGAUAGCUACAGGAUGCAUUUUAGCAUCUUUGAAAGCACUGGCCACCCAGACUGGUGCCCAGGGCCCCACUAAGAUAAAGAUCAUAACUUCCUUGUUUGUUUGUUUUGAGAUGGGUCUCACUGUGUAGGCUAGGCUAGGCUGGAACCCAGAGAUCUGUUUGACUCUGUUCCCAAGUGCUUGAGUAAAAAAGUGUGUUUUAGCAUGCAUAGAUCAUUCAAGGGCUGUCUAAGUCACCUUCUUUGGAUUACAAUUUGCCUGAUUUGGGUGGAAUAUAACCCCAUGCAAGGAAGUCACUCUCUCAAAUGUCACAUUAAUUUGUAUGGAGUCUGCAUGUGUGCAGACAAAACUAUCUACAGGGAUACAACUAAGUCUCUUUUGUUUUGUAAACAUUCCCUUCAUGAAAUAAUCAGCUGUCUUAAAAAAAAAACCAACUGCUUAUUUUGCUACGCUGAAAAAAGAUUUUUAAGUUAUGGGGAGGCUCAUGGCAUAGUGCACGUACGGAAGUCAGCAGACAAGUCAUGGGAGCCAUUUUUCUCUUUCUACCCCAGACUGUCAGGCUUGAGGGCAACCAUUUACCUGAUGAGCUAUCUUGCCAAUCCCUUACCAGUUGUCGUAUGUAUUGACAGAAGAGAGAGCUAAGAGUGGGAACUCCUCAUUAUGAAUGAAGUCAGAAGAGGAAACUGGGAGCCCAAGUUGUGCUAACACGGAAGGAUGAUCCCCUGGGCACGGUGGGAACACAGGAGCAGAGUUUUGUCUUCAUACUGGGAACUAUCUAGCUUCCAGACUUUGAAUAUCAAGGCCUGCUUUGAGGUAGGAGCAGCUGAGGCUUGCACAGAGAUACCUGACCAGCUCCUAGGUAGGCACUGUGUUGAGUGUUGAGUGUUGGUUUGUGUCUGUUCUGGUCUUACCCAGGAGGUCAGAAACUUGUCGAAAACUGAAGAUAACCCAGGCCACCCUGGGUAUGGCCCUCUUACUUCACCAAUCAGGAAAGGCCUGUGCCCAGGCCAGUUUGAGGCUCUGGGUCUUUUUAGGGGGAAAUUUCUCACUUCUUCACUUAAACUGUCCUUCAGGGUCUGGUUUUGAAUCCUUGUGUCGGCCCCUUUGUUAUAUGUUAGCUACUUUGGGUGACACUCUGCAAGACUGCCCUACUUUGAUCCCAUUGUAUAGCCAAUAUAUGGAGGGCCAGUGUAGUCCUACUCAGGCCGUAACCUAGAUACCUGAUAUGCAGAUGGAUACUUGGUUCCCAGUCCUGGAGGGUGCAGGGUAAGGAUCAUAGCAGCUGCCAGCCUGAGAA
Mus caroli (Ryukyu mouse) is the source of this 2426-nucleotide messenger RNA. The record is from RefSeq and is a predicted model, not a curated record. Lineage: Eukaryota; Metazoa; Chordata; Mammalia; Rodentia; Muridae.